This is a messenger RNA of Nicrophorus vespilloides, 2660 nucleotides long. RefSeq names its product CAS1 domain-containing protein 1. Bases 181 to 2586 code for a protein of 801 amino acids. The record is from RefSeq and is a predicted model, not a curated record. Lineage: Eukaryota; Metazoa; Arthropoda; Insecta; Coleoptera; Silphidae. The transcript has 4 exons.
AAAGUCACGAUCAUGAGGAUGACGAGUUCGUGACUAAGUUCAUUGUUGUAAGUUUUUAUUAAAAAGAAAAUCUGAAGUUCACUCAGAGCCGGUCAGUCUUAAGAUUUAUUUUCAUUUUAAUUUGUUUUUUUAAUUUGGAACGUGAUUAAUUGCAAGCGAGUAAGUAUGUAGUGAACAGUUAUGGUGCAGAAGUCAAAGGUUGAACAGGUGAUUGAGCAAAUUAACUCAACAAAUGCCAAGUGGGUGGCUUUGUUAAUGGUCAUUGGAUUCGCCUGUUAUCAUGAAUUAUUGCAUCUCAGAUAUGGUUCAAACUCAUGUCAAUGGCUGCUCUCCAAUGGAAGGUACAAGGGUGACCAAGAGUGGCAGCCGUACGGCUGCAUGUUACAUCACUACAGCACAAUAGAUACAAGGAGAUGCCUACGAUACAUAGCUUUUUAUGGGAAGGAAUCUCAGUUUAUAUUCAUAGGUGAUUCUAGGAUAAGAGAUCUGUAUGUUGGUUUUGUCACACACCUUCAGCAAGGGGGUGAUGUCACAUCACCCCCAAAUGAGGCUGAAACGAAUCUCAUUCAUGUUGAUAAUAAGCUGAAAAUCAGAGUUGAAUUUAUUUGGAGCCCAAAUAUCUCCAAGAAGAUGGUGAUGGAGUUUAAAAAGUGGAAGUCUGCGGAAACGCCGCCAUCAGUUGUGAUAGCAGGAUGUGGCCUGUGGGUUAUAAAAACAGGUAACGCGUCUGAAGCCACCCUGCAGCAAUACAGUGUGAAUCUGACAAGGCUAGUGCAGCCCAUUGAUUCUCUGCACAGGAGAGACACUAAAGUGCUCUGGGCGUUGCAAGAGCCUGUGAACACCGAUAAAUUGAAGUCGGAUUAUCAUGCAGUCACUAAUGAACAAAUAGAUCUUUACAACAAAGCAGCCAUCGAGAUACUGUCGUAUUCGUCGGCGGAACUUUGGUGGAGCGCUCGUCUGGUAGCGCAGGGGAUGCUAUCAGAGAGCAAAGAUGGUAUACAUCUAACGCCUAGGUCUUUGCAACACAAUACUCAAAUCUUACUUAACAUGUAUUGCAACGACAAUAUGAAUUUUAACGAUGGGACUUGCUGCAGCUCAGCAGAGACCUAUACAAUCCUUCAGAUUGUAACGUUUUCUAUACUCGGAGUUUGUGUUCUGAUAUUUAUAAUAAUGGUUUUACAUCGAUGGUACAUGAAGUGGAGAGGAAAGCCAGUGCAGGAAUACAUCCUAUUACCGAACGAGGAUAAUAACAUGCUUCAUACGCCGAUUCUCUCGAUAACACCAGGAGAAGACGUGCGCACGUUGUUCAAGUCGCUGACGAUAGUAGCAGUGAUCAUGUCGUACUUCUUCAUUUGCGAUCGGACCAACUUUUUUAUGAAAGAAAAUAAAUACUACUCUGAAUUCAGUUUUUGGUUACCGAUAGGCUACGUGUUCGUGCUCGGGCUGUUCUUCACCGAGGAUAGCAACUUCACGAAGAUACUGCAUAGGGAUCAGAUGAACGAAUGGAAGGGUUGGAUGCAGCUCGUCAUACUGGUCUACCAUAUGACCGGAGCCUCUCAGAUCCUGCUGAUCAAUAUGCACAUCAAGAUACUCAUCUCCGCGUAUCUUUUCUUACUCGGCUACGAGCAGUUCGUCUACAUGUUUCAGCACGGCGAUUUAACGCUUGUCGGGUUGUUCAAGAUGCUCUUCCAAUUGAAUUUUAUGACCGUAACGUUGUGCCUGUGCAUGAACCGACCCUACCAGUUCUACUACUUCGUUCCGCUGCUGUCCUUCUGGUAUGUAAUGUGCUACGCGGCGCUGGCACUGCCGCCGCUCAUCACGGCCCAAAGCUCGGAGAACAAUAUUGCUCAGUACUUUUAUUUAGUCAUUAAGUUUGUGGCAUUGUUCAGUGUGAUUACGAUAUUGUUUAUGUCCGAGGUUUUCUUCGAGAAGGUGUUUGUGACGAGGCCGUGGAAGGCGCUAUUCGUUACGACCGACGACGACAUCCACGAAUGGUGGUCACGCUGGAAACUGGAUAGAUAUUCCAGUUUGUAUGGCAUGUUGUUCGGGACUAUCCUCCUUCUGGCGCAGAGGUACAACCUCUUCGACGAUAACAACCACAACAACUUGUUCUCCAGGGGAAUCGCGCUGAGCGCUACCUUGGCCAGUCUUUUGGGAUUGUCCUGCUACAUCCCCUUCACGUUGCUCUGCAAAACGGAGAUGGACUGCAGCGAAAUUCACUCGUACAUCGUUUGCCUCCCUAUACUCAGCUACGUCGUCUUGAGGAACAUUUCGGGUGUCUUGAGGACUCGCUACUCCAGCCUCUUCGCCUGGUUCGGAAAUAUCUCGCUCGAACUUUUCAUCAGUCAGUACCACAUAUGGCUCGCAGCAGACACGCACGGCGUCCUGGUGUUGAUCCCAGGGUAUCCAGUCCUGAACGUCAUCAUAACAUCGUUUAUAUUUGUGUGCGCAUCGCAUGAAAUCCAUCGUCUCACCAAAGUUCUGCUUCCCUACGCCAUUCCGGCUGAUUUUAAAUUGGCCCUGAGGAAUCUCAUAUUAUUCAUGGCCAUCCUCGUGCCCAUAGGCAUCAACGACGGCAUGUUUUGAACAAAAAGCUUAUUAUAAAAAUGAAUUGGAGCCAAAAAGAGUGUUUGUUCAUUCCUUCUUUCAUUAAUUUAUUA